Molecule: messenger RNA, 2589 nt
Organism: Penicillium malachiteum
Lineage: Eukaryota; Fungi; Ascomycota; Eurotiomycetes; Eurotiales; Aspergillaceae
Product: FTFMHR domain-containing protein
Exons: 4
Coding region: 1-2589 (862 amino acids)
Biological process (GO): DNA-templated transcription; regulation of transcription by RNA polymerase II
Cellular component (GO): chromatin
Molecular function (GO): RNA polymerase II cis-regulatory region sequence-specific DNA binding; DNA-binding transcription factor activity, RNA polymerase II-specific; zinc ion binding
Source: RefSeq, a predicted model, not a curated record
AUGGAGGAGGUUGAACCCUACACUGCCAGCAAACAGAAUGCUGGCGAAGGCUCGAGACGCACCCGUGCCCCCUUGACCUGCACCCUUUGCCGUCGACGUUUUGCGAGAAAGGAGCACCUUGUCCGACAUCUGCGGAUCCACACGCAAGAAAAGCCAUUUACGUGCGGCACUUGUGGGAAGAAGUUCUCUCGUCUCCGCUGCGAGUACCGGAUGUCGCCGACUAGUAAGCUAGGCACAAGUAGUGACAGAGAAGGGAUACCUCAAGCCGACCCAAAUCCGGGUCCAGAUGACCUGGCCGCCAGUGAAGGAAUAGAAGGGACCCUCCGCCAAACGGCCGCGUUGGAUGACGACCAUGGCACUCAACAUCCGCUUGAAUCAGUGGCUCCGGUGAAUCGCAAUGAUCAUGGUGAGAUACCCAUCAGCGCCGACAUCUCCCAUGGUCCGACCGUGUAUGAAACUGGCCCAAGACAGGCCCCCAGUCCCGAAUUUAUGUCAGGAAUAAACUGGCUAUCACCGGGCCAAGCAAUCUUCCAAGAAUGGGGAAGUCAACUAGCCGAAAUCACAGACAACGAGUUUUUUCCGCCGAUGUUCAAUAUGGUGGAUCUUACGGAGAUGCAGCCGCUCAUUAGUGGUGGCACUGAACAGGAAGUCGCCCCUGAAAACCACAGCCAGAUUUUCUCAGGUUGCCCACCGCUAGGUUCCUGGGAAAAUACAGAAGGUCACUCCGGGAUCGGAGAGCCCAAGUCACCAGACACGUGCCGUGACGGGCUAUCAACGGCCACGUCUGGGUCGAUCGAAAGCAAAUAUUAUGUCCAUGGGGUCACAUCAAGAGCUCCUUUUCAACGCAGGUCUUUCAAUUCGGGAGCAGUGCCGGAGGGCUCGACGUCGGAUCUUUCAACAUCUGGCAGCAUUGCUAGCAAUAUCAUAUCGUCCGUUGACCAUUGGCUGACACGAGAGGUAUAUGAAAGAGUUGUUUUGAGCAUACAAGAGCAGAUAAAGACACAGCCGCAAAUCCCGCCGCUAGAGUACUUUCGGCUUUGUGUGCAUCUCUACUUCGACCGCCUGCAUCCCAAUUUUCCCUUCAUCAAUCGAGCGACCUUUCUAACUACUGACCCCCACUGGGUCUUGUUAAUCGCAGUUUCUGGCGUAGGGGCGGCGUAUGUACAAUCACCGCUAGGGACGCAAUGGAAGAAUUCGCUGAUGGAAAUACUGGGAACGACUCUAUCAAUUCACCUCAGUCGCUAUCAAGAGGCGAAUUCAAUGCAACAUCUGGAUAUACAUCUCACAAUGGAGCUGGUGGAUGAGGUCAUGCCACUCAUUCAAGCCAAGAUUUUGCACAUGCUGUUCAUGAUACAUAGUAGCACUCUCUAUAUUACACGACGUGUCGGUUUUGAGCGUGCUGAACUAACGCAGUGGUGUUCAUAUCUUAAUCUCCUGUCAACACCAGACGCUCCUACAUCUAUCAAAGGCGCUACAGAUGUGCAGCUCUGGGUAAAAGCCCAGUCACGGCUCCGAGCGGGAAUGAUGAUAUGGCUUUUGGAUUCUAUGAUUUCCUACGAGCUGAAUUGCAAGCAUGUCAUGAAGCUUGGUGACACCGCUAAAUGGCUGCCCUGCCUUGAAGUCGCAUGGGAGCAGCCAUCGAUUGCAAAUAUUGAGUUUGCGGAGAGGUUUUCAAUAUCUUUUGUGGAUGCGAUCGAUAUGUUAUACAUUGAAAAGCGGGUUAGCCCACACAUCAGCGAGUUUAGCCAUGUUCUGCUCAUCCACGCUAUCUACCGACGGACCACGGAAGUCCUCGACAAAAGCUGCAUGCGACUGUUAUCCUGGAGCCCUACAUCCAGUAUGCAAGUCUUGACCAGCGAGCCUAAUUCGAUUCAGGAGUGGCCACCAUCUAGCACAACGGCAUCGAACUGGCGCAACGCGGCCUGUGACUCACUUGAUGUUCUGAAUUGGGCGGCCAACAGCAAGGCUGCUGAAUUAUGCUGGGAGGAGCCCACCAUCCUGCAUCUGCAUCUUUCGCGGUUGAUGCUCCUUGCUCCGAUUGCUCAUUUUCAGACUCUGGCAAGAUUUCCGUCAUCGCACACUUUGAAAUGGCCCUCGAUUCCUCCCAACCAAUACGAUUAUGAAAACGCGCGUAACCAGGUCCUCCAAUGGGCCAUUCGCGAUCAGUUCAAGGCUCGACUGUCGGUCGUACACGCCGGUGCCUUACUAUGGCAUGUUCGCCGCUUCAGCACCGACAACGCCAUAGAACCAUUCAGCAUCUAUAUUGCGGUAUUACUACUCUGGGCAUACAGCGCUUCGACGUGCGCGGUCAAUGACUCAAGCGGUCCAAUGGGAGCUGAUCAGGCCUCGCGAGGCGACUGUGUCGAUCUAGAUGAUUCUGAUGACGAGCCUCUUUGGCUUCGUCUUGAUCGGCCUCUAGACGAUGAGCUCGUCCAGACAUACAUUCGUGUCGGAAAUAAGAUGUCUGCCCAUCUAAAGGGUGUCGGGGAUAUUGGCAAGCAUGAUGCGCCUUUAAAGAUUCUUAAGCAGGGGUAUCAUUUACUUACUGGGAAGAAGUACGAUAGGGGGGAUCAACAACACUAUCAAUGA